AUGCUUGGGUGGACGAAAACCGCCAGGCCAUCUUCGUCACGGCAGCUGAGGGGCCCCAGUCAGGCCGUUUUGGUCUUCGGCAUCUUCGUAUAUCAGAGGUUUGCCCGUGACAGGGACCAGAAGUUGCUGUCUUUUUUGGUCCAGCUGGCGCUACGAAGGGCGGGAAAGUCCGAGGCACUGCGAGUUCUGCUGCACUGCAGAGCCCUCAACGAGCCCCAAGCGGCGCAGAUCUGGGAAUCCUGCAUCUACACAGCGGAGGAGGAGAGCGAUUUUGUGCGAGACCACUUCGGCCCCGCCCUCGAGGCCGCUGAUCCCAGCAGGGUGAAGAUUAUCAUCUGGGAUCACAACCGUGAUGGCAUGCAGUCUUGUUCGGGCGACCGAAGAGCUCAAAGCUUUAUCACACCACGCGUUCUCGGUCAGGGCAGAGGACGAGGGCAUCGUGGCCAAGAUCUCCGACAAGGUCGCCACGCUCGGUGGGGUUUCACUGGACUUGAUGUGUUGCGUGGCACAUGGUCGCCCUUCAAGACGGUACUCAACGCCAAGCAGGCCUCCUAG
Messenger RNA from Symbiodinium sp. CCMP2456, 555 nucleotides. NCBI's taxonomy places the organism in Eukaryota, Dinophyceae, Suessiales, Symbiodiniaceae. The record is from the annotation of a GenBank genome assembly.